This is a messenger RNA of Drosophila suzukii, 2086 nucleotides long. RefSeq names its product Multicopper oxidase 3 (gene Mco3). Lineage: Eukaryota; Metazoa; Arthropoda; Insecta; Diptera; Drosophilidae. Gene Ontology annotation, molecular function: copper ion binding; oxidoreductase activity. The record is from RefSeq and is a predicted model, not a curated record.
UUUAAUGGCUAUUACGUGCGGCGCAUGCGCAAAGGUCUGGGUCGCCCAAUGGGCCAAAACUUUCUUCGUCGGCCGCCCGCGAAUCGAGUGGCCAGUUGCCCGUUGCGGUUCGCGAUGUCCAAACGCGAAAGUAAAAGUUUUCCCAGCCCGGUGCUGAUAAUAUUACUGAUUAUCGCUUUAAAUCAGGCGAAAUCGGAAGAGUCCUUAAAAAAGGAGUUCCCGCAGGCCAAGUUCGAAUGGCCGUCGUUUGGCUGGAUGCGGAAUAAAACCACCAAGGUUACACCCUCUCUGGAUAUGAAAAAUGACUAUAGUCAAAUGGAACUGGGCAACUUUGGGGACUUUGAUCGUCAUCCCUGCAGAAGAGUUUGCCAACAGGGACAAUCGCAGAACUGCUACUACCAACUGGUGGUUCACAAUUAUCAGAGACUUGGUCCAGAGUGUCAAAGGUGCCAAUUUGAUGAGAGAGCCUGCGCAGCGGAACAUUGUAUUUUUGGUGAUGGAGUGGUCAAUCCAGUGAUGGCUGUCAAUCGCAUGGUUCCAGGACCUCCUAUAGAGCUCUGUGAAAAUGAUACUAUGGUAGUGGAUGUUUUGAAUUACUUAGGGGAACCAACAACUAUGCAUUGGCAUGGUAUUCACAUGCAUCGAACUCCCGAAAUGGAUGGAGCACCUUUUGUAACCCAAUAUCCCCUUCAACCUGGUGAGGUCCAGCGCUAUGAAUUCCAGGUUGAUCGCAGUGGUUCCCUCUGGUAUCACAGCCAUGUGGGUUGGCAGCGAGGAUUUGGAAUAGCUGGUGCUAUGAUAGUUCGCCAAACACGACAGGAGAAUCAGCAUUCCCAGCUGUAUGAUUACGAUCUCAUAGAGCACACUUUGAUGAUUCAGGAUAUCUUCUACGAGUAUAACCUUCAAGACGUACGUAAUAUACUGGUGAAUGGCAAGGGACGCAAUCAUCUCAGUCAGCGGCCGGAUAAUGACAGUCGUCAUCGCUACGAAAGACUCAGGGUUUCGCCUGGCUACCGCUAUAGAAUGAGGGUUAUCCUCAAUGGUAUAUCCAACUGUCCCGUGGAGUUCUCUAUUGAACAGCAUAAGCUCUUGAUCAUCAGCACCGAUGGAAAUGACAUAAUACCCGUGCUGGCAGAUGGAUUUUUCUUGACCUCCGCGGAGCGCUUUGAUUUUGUUUUGGAGGCCAAUCAGUAUACUAAAAACUAUUGGAUCAGGGUACGAGGCUAUGAGCAGUGUGAGGGAAGGAAUCUCUAUCAAGGAGCUGUGCUAAGCUAUCGAGGAUCGACCCGUUCUGAGUUGCCUCAGGGCGAUAUCCUGGAGAAAAAGAGGAGUAGGUCUGCAGAGGAGGAUCCGGUCUUGGUCAAUGAUUUUCGAUUUAAGCCUACAAAUGCAUCGAAUAUAUCUUCCCUCCGUCAAUCCGUGGAUAAGGAUAAUAAUGUGGGAACCGUGGCCCUGCGUUCUGUAAAUCAAGUACCCUGGACUCGUUACACCAAGUUCCAGACCUAUUACUCCAGCUUCGGUUCGAGAACAGCUCAAAAUGGGGAGGUUCUUUUCCAGAUCAAUGAUGUUUCUUACAAUUCCCCGGGAAUAUCCCUGUUGCAGGGCAGGCAUCUCUACCAGGACGAUGGAUACUUUUGUAAUAAGAGUUCCUUGGCUGCUGAGGGAAGAAAUUGUGAAAGGGAGCUCUGCGAGUGUGUUCAUGUGAUGCGACUUCCAGCCUAUCGACCUUUGGAGAUGGUCGUGGCGAACUAUCUAGACAGCACCCAUCCCUUUCACAUACACGGCUUCACUUUCCGUCUGGUGGGACAAGGAGUCCUGGGAAAUCUCAAUGAUCUGCGAAAUAUCCGAGAACUUGAUCGCAGGGGAAGACUUCCAAGAUUAUCGGAUGACUCUGCUGCCGUGGCGAAGGAUACGGUUCAGAUUCCGGGACAGGGCUACAUCAUCGUUCGCUUUAUCUCAAAUAAUCCCGGGUUCUGGCUAUAUCAUUGUCAUAUUGAAGCACAUGCCGUGCAAGGAAUGGUGGCGGUUCUAAAGAUCGGUGAAGAUCACCAGAUGAAAAACAUUCCAGCUCGUGUGCGCUGUUAAC